AUGACUUCAACUCGCACCGAAACUCAAAAAACAACCUCGGAAAAGCAUUCCGGUCCAGCAAAACUGAAGAAAGAUCCAACUAUAGUGGAGAUUUUUGAAAGCUUAGAGUAUGGUCCAGCUCCCGAGGCUGCCAGCAGCGUGAACGCAUGGCUUGAUGAACAUGGAAGGGACUUCGGACAUUUCGUGAACGGAAAAUGGGUAAAACCCAAAGGGAGGAAGGUGUACGAAACCAGAAAUCCAGCAACAGGUUGGUAAUGUUUAAAUGACUUAUUACUAGCAGGUAUUCAAAGUUAUGACGGCGGAAAAAAUCGAAGUAAAUGCACGUGAUUUCGCGGUGAUUUCGGCGAGGACGAACGCAAUGACUUGGGUAGUUGGGUCGAAAUCUUAGAGGAAGUCGGAAAAUAAUUUUCCUUUACAUUUUUUAUAUGCAGCUUGAAUUGGCUUGAAAAUAUGAGGUAAAUAAUUCACGUACAAGUCAAUUCAAGACUUCAACAAGGUAGCCAUGAGCAGCCUACUUGUUCAAUUUCCCAUUCCCAUCCCCUCUCCCCCCCAGGUUGCCUGCAAGCAAGCACUCCAUGUUAAUUGGUGAGUGAAAUGGGGCUAGGAAAGAAGACAUAUGUGAGCAGCAAGGCUGCAUGUGUAGAAGGUAGGCCUUUCCCACCCCUUGCUCUCACAUAUUUCAAGUCUAACUCGCCCAUGACUUCUUACAACAACCUUGAAUUAGAGAGCUUUCUCAUAGGUUAUCACCCAGGACAAAAAUGGUGCUCACAGUGCUCACCCGCUUUUUCUUACACCUCAUUAUUCCGGACAGUUUGGUUUGUCCCUUGCAAAAGAAAAUCGCUUACUUUUUCUCUAAAUUCAAACUGCUUAUAAUUAUAUGUACAGGUCGAAUGCAGACAUCCGUUAAGAGGGACACUUUCUAUGGCUCCCUCGGUGUCUGUGUUAAUGGCGUUUGACUGUACCACUUUCGUAGGACAGGAUAGGUGGUUAAAUGCCUCCACCUUGAGGAUGUUAUUGCAAAAAUAACAGCUUGAUAUAUUUCCAAGUAAAAUCUCUAAACUUUGAAUUCCAUAAAGGUACAGUUGUACCUUGCCCUCUGGACACCUUCAUAAUACAAAAACCUUUCCUUUGUGGACAGUUCUCUUGGUGCUGAAAAUGCAAGUCUUUAUUCAUUUCCUACUUUAAAACAAAAAUAUUUUUGUGCAUGAACAAUAAUAAUUAUCUUAUUUGUUUCUUUAUUUCAAAAUUAUGCUAUUUCUGUUCCUCAGUUGCAAUUACAAGUCAUACCAAGUCAUUUUGCAAAGUCUUGUUGCAGAAAGUAGUCUAAAAAUAAUGUGAUCAAAGAUGGUUGAAGAAGAAAUUUGUUGUUGAAUUUGUUUUUCAUUCCGAGAAAGUUUGAUAAAGCAUUGACAAAAAAACAAACCAGGCUUUUUAGAACAUAAAAAAAUUUCUGUUAAUACACCCUCUGUAGAAUGUAUGGGGCUGGUGAAAUCCAAGAUAAAGGACCAUUUUAAUCACUAAAAGGCAAGAUAAAAAAAAGAACAAAAAAUCAAACUUAAAUUGACAUAAUGUAUUGUCUAAAUAAGUCUUUGACCUUGUUGUUGAUCAUUGCAAGCUCCUCAGGGACCAAAACUUACAAGGAAGACCUACCUGGACAGAGUAUUACAUUAUUUCGGAAAAUUUUGGGUUUUGUUAUUUAGGAAACCAUGGAACAAAUCAGUAAAAAAAAAAACAGGUAGCCCCCCCUCUUUGUUUGCAGAUUUAUUGAUGACCCCCCAUCUGACUGUCCUGAAUUUGACGUGGCCACCCCUCAUUCUUGCCAGCCCACCCCCAGGCAUGAAUAAUGAAUGGUCCCUAAAUGAAGGAAAAUUUUGGGUUUUAUUCAGGGAGGAACAAAAUACUAGGCAUCGGUAAAGCAGGGUUCAAUUUUCCUCACCCCUACCAUAUGUAGGCUUGACUGCUAGCUACUGGACACAAGAGAGUGGUGGAAAUCAAGCCUAUCCCAUAUGGUGUUGAAUUCUUCACUGAGGUGACUAAAAGACUGUUGCCAAAUUCCCAUAAAUGAGUUAAUUUCCAUGGUAGAGGUGGAAGUGGCGCACAUUGAUGUCUUUAGUUAAAUGAUAUAAAAGCAUAAAUGGUCAUGGGAUCAGCUUUUCAAGUUGGGAAAAUCCUGAUGAUGUAGGGGUGUACUGUUUGUUCGCAGACCAUCCAAGAUUUUGCUAACAAUUAAAUAUACUUUUAAAAACUCAAAGUUUUACUGUCACAAAGCUUACACUGUAGAAAUACCAUUGUAGGUCCAGACCUCCUCCUCACAAAGUAAUGUCUGGGACAAACAUCUUGAUUUUUUUUUUACAUCAGCUAGAUAAGGAUUUUCUUAUCCUCUGCAGCAUUCCAACAAUGCUGUCAACACAAGUUAUUUCCUUCUAAGGAUCUGAACUCUACAUAAAAAUGUACAUGUAGGUUGUUUCAGUUCAAGUUCAUACUUUCCUUUUGGUGUCUUCUUUAAUCCUUAUUUUUAGGGGAAAAACUGGCGUCAACAAUGCAAGGUGAAAAAGAAGAUAUUGACAAUGCUGUUGCCACUGCAAGAGAGGCCUUUAAAUCGUGGAGUAAACUUCCUGGCCAUGUGCGUGCUCGUCAUUUAUACAGUAUAGCACGCCAUGUUCAAAAACAUGCACGUCUGAUAGCUGUUGUUGAGAGUAUGGACAAUGGAAAGCCCAUCAGGGAGACUAGAGAUGCUGAUGUGCAGAUUGUAGCCAGGCAUUUGUAUCAUCACGCUGGCUGGGCUCAGCUGAUGGAUACUGAGAUGAAAGGUACGUACAUCAACAUCAAAUUGUUCUCAUUAUAAUAAUAUUACUUUACCCAAAAGAGAAAUCACAGCUAGUUUAAUAGCCUGUUAAGUUAUAGGAAACUAGUGACUGGGGUCAAUUUAAUAACAUGUUUACAAGUGUAAAAUGAGUAAAAUAAUUUUCAACAAGAGAAAUUGCGUAUUUCCCAGCAGCCAUGUAAUGUUCUAUUUAUUGUUGUUAACGUAAUGAAAGUUAACCUGGUAUUUAUUAGUGGUUACUUACAUAAUUAUAAUAAUAAUUUGAUAAUGUGUGUGGUACAGUUCUUAACAUUUUGUUGUCUAAUUCCUGUUUAGAUUGGAAGCCUGUGGGUGUAGUUGGUGCCAUUGUUCCAUGGAAUUUCCCACUGAUGUUACUCUGUUGGAAAGUCUGCCCAGCUCUUGCUAUGGGUAACACAGUCGUACUCAAACCAGCCACUUACACUCGGUUGUCUGCCCUCCUUUUUGCUGAGAUUUGUGCUGAGGCAGGACUACCACCUGGUGUGUUUAAUGUUGUCACAGGAAAUGGUGCAUUUGGCAGUGCCCUUGCUGCUCACCCAGAUGUUGACAAAGUAGCUUUUACAGGCUCUACAGAGGUACUGAUUUUGCACUUUUAUUCUUGUAUUUUUUUCUCUUUCUUUUUGAAACUACUGUCAAACCUUGUUAACACGGACACUGAGAGGGCCAUGGAAAGUGUCCGUAGUAACAGGUUGUCCAUAUUAAGCGGGUUGAAUUUAGAGGAAGUGUAAAGGCCGAUUUAGACAGUAUGAUUUUUGCCUAGGACUAUCGUGCGCCGCUACCAUGCGUCAUGACUUAACAACAGAUCGUGUUGUGUAAAUUAGAUCCGCGACAUUUGUACAACACAUUGUGGAUGUCGUCAGUGAAAAUUGUGCACAUGUGGAUGGUGGAAAGUCAUGACAUAUUCUAGUCGCGCACGAUAUUCGUAAGCAAAAAUCGUACCGUCUAAACCAGCCUUAAGAGCUUUCUUUUCCUAGGAACAAAGCAAACUGUCUGUAAUAAUGAGGUGUCCAUAAGAGGGUUGUCAUAAAGCAGGGUUUGAGUGUACUUUAUUUAAGUGUUGAAUUUAGCUUGAAAAUACCAUUUGCGGACACUGUCUUUACAUAUACAUCUGUUGUACUGCCAUGUCUCCAUGGUCAUUUGAGUCAUGCAAGACCUCCGUUCCUCAGCUUUUCAAGGCAAGCAUGUUUUUAAAGUAAGAAUUCUUUGUAAUGAAUUCAAGCCAUGACAUGAUAAAACAGUCAUUUGGAGUCAGCUUUUGUAUUGUUCUAAAGAAUUAUGUAAAUCUCAGAAGACAUGUUGUCCAGCCUUGGCAGAUGACACUGAGAUCUGCAUAACUUACACAGCCUUUGUCUAUCAAGCACAGUACUGGUACAGAAAAAAUGUCACUCAAAUAACAUGAAAGUCCAGUAAUUUAGUGUACUAUCAAUGAUAACUUGGACGCUGUUUUUUCGUGAAAGUACUCUCAAUAAAGGAUAUCAUGUUUAUCUACCAGUAGCCUGCAUUAUUGAAAAGUACAUGCAUAUUAUCUCUGCAUCUGCAUCUGUAGGUAGGUAAAGUCCUUCGCCGUUUGACAGCAGGAUCAGGCAAGAAGAUUUCUUUAGAACUUGGAGGCAAGUCACCUGUGGUGGUGUUUGACUCUGCUGAUUUGGACAGCACAGUGGAAGGCAUUGUAGAUGCCAUUUGGUUUAAUCAGGGACAAGUAAGUAUCUAAACAGUACGUGUGUACCUAGAAUGCAGUCAUGGUUUUCAAUCAUGGUUGCUGAACCCAAUCACUUAUUGCCAAAUUACAGUGUAAUAAACAUAUGCAACUUCAUAACAGUCAGGGAUUUCAUUAAGGUUUGCCGCACAAAGGCAUGUGGAUUUGAUACCAUGUGACCCUACACAUAUCAAUCAUGUGCAAUAAUGAGGCCUAAGGAUUAGGCAAGGAUUACCAGUUGCUCAUUGGCCAUUGUUGGGUGGUCUACUGAUAGUCAAUGGCUCUGCUUUUCUGAGGAACAUGCACAGUGUAUGUGUUUAAUCUUGAACUUUGCAUUCUAGGUUUGCAGUGCUGGUUCUCGGCUAAUUGUUCAGGAGACCUGUGCUAAGCGUUUGAUAGAAAAGAUCAAAGAGCGCAUGACACAUCUUCGACUAGGACACUGCCUUGAUAAGGGUAUUGACAUGGGAACAAUUGUUGAUCCCUCCCAGAAGAAAUCCAUUGCUGCUUUUGUUGAAGAGGCCAAAAAGCAAGGAGCUGAAGUGUACCAAGCCUGUGCAUCAAUGCCAUCAGAGGGCUCAUAUUACCCACCCACUUUGAUCACUAAUGUACAGCCAGUGUCCAAGAUUGUGAUGGAGGAGGUACAAUAAGAUUCAAAAAUAAAUUUACUUAUGAAUAUACUUUCAAUUAUUUUAUGGCUAAAUUCCUGAGCAGGCGAGUGCAGGAGAAACCUGUGUUCUGAUUGGCCACCCGAGUGGGCAAGAUAGCCCCAACUUCAGUUGCCUGUGCAGGAUAUCCCGCGGUGAUCUCGCAAGAAGAAGCUUGUUUUUGGCCAAAUUGUAAAUCCUUUAUUGACCAAUAGUAUUUUAUUUGCUCCGGCCAUGUGGGCAGUCUCUCUUUUUUCUCCUCGGUCUGCCGCCCUCGUUUAUCGCGUCUCGCGGCUUCGCCGCUCGCGAUCGCGUGCACUCCCCUUACUAAAUCUGAGAAAGAGAGAGACUGCUCGUAGUCUAUGCUGGAUAUUUGACUCGUUCUUUUUUGUCGUUCUAUUGACCUCAGCUUCUCGGUCCAUAAAAACGCAAAAAUCGUGCCCGAUAUCCAGCCAUCUUGACCUCACGCUUGGUCAAUAAGCAUAAUGUUAUAUGGCUGGAAAUCUUGACCUCACGCUUGGUCAAUAAGCAUAAUGUUAUAUGGCUGGAAAUUUCUUUCCCAACAGCGCGCGCUCUCAUUGGUUACUUCGAUGCCACAUGACAUCUAACAAUAAAACCGUUUCCCAUCAAAAUCUCUGAGCUGGCAACAUUGCAAAAUCUAUGACGUUAGAGGGUAACAUUGCACUGUUACCCCCGAAUGUUGACCGACGACCGCCGAUACAGCCGGGUUUAAUGAAUUUUCAGCCAUAUAAAGGGGUCCCUCGGCAAACAGUUAAUGUUGUUUCCCUCGGGACCAUUCAUUAAGCGUUUGAUGUUAUAUCUCGCGGCCUGCGUGAAGGUUUGUAAAGGACCACCUCCCAUAAAUGACAAGCCAUCCAAAGCAACAUUUUCCAGGUCAAAGCGAUAAAGUAUAAGUCUCUCGUAAACGACCAGCUCGCGACCACUUUUUGGGUUGAGGGUUUCCGAAAAAUUUUACUUUGUUGUAAUUACCCCUUGUAAGCAGUCACCUGACCGACGCAUCAGUCGUCUGAUCUCCAUGGUUCCCUUAUCUCCCCAGAGUAUAAUUUUGACGAAGUGGAACUCUCCCUAUUUAGGGAGAUUUAGAGUGACGUUUACGGCAAACGGCAAAUGUCAGAUUCACGUUAGGAAUUUCUCGAAAAUAAUAGAAAACGUGCAUUUAAAACAGUCCAAAACAACUUUUUUAGACAAAACUAACGUGAAGCUACUAAUUUUGGGGGUAGAAGUAAUGAGCAGUUUAACACAAGUUAAGGGAAAACGUUUUUAUAUCGUACAAAUUCACGCUUGCCGUAAAGGUGACUCUAAAUCUCUCUCUUCGCCCCUUUGAGGUUGUGCGGGAGACCGGGUCGAGAUGGUUGUCAAGUGCUUUGUGGGACGGUUUUGGGGGACGCAUUUUCAACAUGGCGGCAAAUUUGUGCCCCAAAACAGUCCCACAAUGCACUUUGACAACUAUCUCGACCUGGUCUUCCGCGCAAUCUCAAAGUGGCGAAUUAUCUUGAUCUCUUCUCGGAAGACACCCCCUGUCGUUUGGUUCGAUUCCGUUAGCACUUAUGAAUGGAGUACAGUAUCUCAAAAUUUUAUUGCUGAUUGAUGUAUGAAUCUGAUUCUUUAUAUUUUACAAGGUGUUUGGCCCGGUACUGACCGUUCUCACAUUUAGAACAGCAAAAGAAGGAAUAGCUUUGGCCAACAACACCAAUUACGGGCUUGCAGGAAGUGUAUGGACUGAAAACCUGUCCCUUGCAUUAGAAGUAGCGUUGAGUAUCAAGGCUGGAUCAUUGUGGGUCAAUGGACACAAUAUGUUUGAUGCUGCAGCAGGUUUUGGAGGUUAUCGUGAGAGUGGAUUUGGUCGAGACGGUGGCAAAGAGGUGAGGAGUAAAUCACAGUCAUGCUCACAGGCUCACUCAUCUCGCAAAAUAACGCGUGAAACAGCUCGGGACGGCGGAAAAACAUGACCGAUGACUAAGUGAACUCUUCGCUCGAACUUUGCUAAAACAUUUGGGUUCAAAUCUCUAUUUUGGAAUAAAUUGUUGCCGCCUACUUCGGGACUGGCUGAACCCGAAAUACAUUAAGUAUUGUUGCUAAUGGAAAUUAAAAUGUUUCUCAGAUGUACAUAUUUUGCUUUCUGCAAGCUUUUCAGACACCAAUUAUGUUUCUGGCGGAGCUUUACAUAUACAGCUGUAUGUGAAGUUUACCUUACAUCAGUGUGCAGCAAUAAACAAACAAUAGCAACUUGAUUCUGAUGAAAAGAAACGCGAUAUUGUCUUUGCAGGGAAUUAUUUUCUCCCCCUUUUCCCUUUUCCCAAGGAAUUGUUUUCUGUUUUCCAGAAAAUAAAAAAAUUAACUUUCUUCCCCUUAAGAAGGGGGGCUUAUUUGAGAGGGGGUGGGCUUGAUUUACGGUAAUAGAGACCUUUAGAUUCUAAGACGAGUACGACAACGAGUACGAGAUUUGUUUUAAAGCUUUUUCGCGAAUUCUCAAAAUAUAGACUCCCCGGAGAGCUUCAUUUUACCAUUUUUCACUACAAACAUAAGCACUCUCACCUUUAGUGAAGGAGGUUACACCCUAUUCCGAUCGCAAAAUGAUAAAACUUCUAACAUUUGAUAACUUGUUUUCGCCACUUCGACAUUCUCGCUAAAACUCGCAGUAGAGUGACGACGGCUACCACGUUUUCCCGCCAAAAUGACGGUGGUUCACGCACGCGCAAUACUUAGUAUUGGGAAAAUCUCGUACUCGUUGUCGUACUCGUCUCAGUAUCUAAAGGUCUCUAAUGUGUACAUCAACCUAACUAAAAGAAACCUCAUAUGAUACAUUUGCUUUUAAAUUUCUAAUAUAACACAACCAUUUUCAAUAGUUCAGGUGUUUUUCUUUUGUUGCCUUUGUUUCCAGCAAAGAAUCUUGAUUCCUCAGAAUAUUUACAACCCAAAAAGGUGGAAUUAAUAUUAUCGUCCAAAAUAGCAUCACAUUGAAAAUUUAAAAGCAAUAAUGUUUGUAUUCAGCUCCUGAGACUUGAUCGUUUUCAGUCCAAUUUUCCAACAAAAUUGAGUUUUAGGUUGUGUUCACACUACAACGGAUAGCUUUUGCGGAUCAAUUUAGGUUUUUGGGAAACUGACCACCUACCCCUCCCCUAAGCCAACAUUUUGCCCUAAACGAGACGUGAGUGUUAAUGUUGACUUAGGGGAGGGGUAGGUGGGCAGUUUCCCAGAAACCUAAAUAGAUACGCUUCUGCGCCGCCACGUCAGGAAAUCAUACCGGAUAGCGCUUCUGUUCAUACUCAAAAAUGGUUGUGGCGGCGCAAUUUCUGUGACAGAGCGAAGGUGCGCUGCUCUGAUCUGUAAAGCGGAGAGUCGCAUAUGGGAUAGGUGUUCAUACUAUACCGUGGGCUAGCUUUUCGUGUCGGCACGCAAAGCUAGCCCACGGUAUCAUAGUGUAAAUAUAGCUUUAGAAUUUUGUUCUUGACAAUGGAUGUUAAACAUCCUUUUAACAGAAGGACUUCUCCGUGAAUCCUUUAAGUUAGUAUUUGUUCCCUGCCUAAUUAAGUGUAUAAAUGUUAAAUUUUGGUGACAGGGCUUGUAUGAAUAUGUCUGCCCAUCAUGGCAAACCAGAGCACGGCCAUCUGUGGAGGACUAUGAUGUGAAGUCAUUUGGAUCGACUGUUCCUGCGAUAGUGAUGAAUCCAAAUUCCAAUCCUGUGAAACUCCCGGAAAUUGCAUCAGGAAACUUAGGCGAAAUUAAACCUCCAAGGUAAGAAAGAGGUCUUAUGUUAUUGUCACUUGUAUACAGUGACAUGGAAUUUAUACUCCUUAGUUAAUGAAGCUAGUAUAAGGUCUUUUAUCAAGGGAAGUCUUGCAGUUAAAGUUCAUGAAUACGGACACUCCUGCAACUAUGCCAAGUGUGGGAAUCACCGAGAGGUGUGUGAAGUCUGUAUGUUUGUUUGUUGACGUAGAAAACUGUCCGUAAAACAGAGGCCUCAUUGAGGAAAGACUCAGUUGUAAUUGGUAUGUACGAAGGCUUUAUUCGUUUACCGUGGUUACAAACCCAAGGAUUUUCCAUCGUACUCAUGAUGCGAGCCCAAAAACCUUGAACGCUUUGAUUUUUAAUAGGUCAAUUGUCUAUUCACCAAUCAGACAUCACUUGUUACACAGUCGCGUUAGCUGUCUCUAGGCCGUAACAGUGACAACACUUGUAGCUUUUUCUUUGUUUUCUUUUCGUUUUUUUCAGUAUUGAUCACACUUACAAAGUUUACAUUGGAGGGGCUCAGAAGCGACCGGACGGAAACUACUCUCGACCCGUACAAAACCCCUCAGGGGAAGUUAUAGGACAAGUGGCUGACGGAAGCAGAAAGGACAUCAGAGAUGCUGUGGAGGCCGCACAUAAAGCAGCACCAGGGUGCGUAUAUUGUUAGGGAGCAGGGUGUUAAAGGCUAUGGUCACACUAUACCCGCAGAUAGCUUUUCGUGCCGUCCCAAAAAGCUAUAGGUAACUGGCAAAGAUAUAUUGUUUGGUAUUAUUGAAUGUGAGGACGAGAUAUUUGGGAAUCAUAUUUUACUACUGGAAAAACAAUACCUAUACUCUUGUAGACAGAACAAACAUUCUCCCUCCAUUAGAGUUCUUAAUUCUAAAAUUAAACACUGUUUUCUAAUCGAGACAACGAUCGCUAAGUCAGACAAUAAGUUAGAGACCCACGAUAUGAAAUGCAGCACAUAUAAAGUUGAGUCGUAUACGAUCAUUUCGCCGCUUUCUUCAUUUAUUAAUUUUUCAUGUAAAUAGAGAAGAAUGUACUGGGGUGUGUUUUUAUCAGUAUGUAAUUGUGUGUGUGCGAUGUGUAUAUGGUUAGUUUUCUUUUCGUUCUUUUUUGUUUUUGUAUUUUUCUUUCGUCUUCAUACAAAUGUAAGGAUCAGUGUGUAAAACAUUGUAACACAUAAAUUUAUUGUAAGACGAAAUAAAAUUUAUUAAAAUACCAAAAAAAAUAUAGGUAACUAGCCAGACCUUCUGGAGUUUAAGAUGAUUUUUUAUCACCUUUUUCCUUAGCUGGGGCAAGAGAGCCGCCCAUAACAGAGCUCAAAUUGUUUACUACAUGGCGGAAAAUUUAGAGCUGCGACGCAGUGAGUUUAGUCAGAGACUGUGCGAUAUGACAGGCUGCUCGCAGGAGGAGGCCAGCAAGGAAGUCGAUAUCGCAAUACAGCGGCUGUUUUACUGGGGUGCUUAUGCAGAUAAAUAUGGAGGUACUGUACAGGUAGGUGUGAGAAUAAACCAGCUAAUGUUAACAAGAAUAUCGUGUUGGACGAAAUUUUUGCGGAGUUUAUUUUUGGCGAUUUGUGGUUUCUUGCGGGGACCAAUUUUUGCGAUUAGGACAGAUUGGUUUUUCUUUGCUGGGAAUUAAUUUUUGCGAUUUUCAGAAAUUACCCAGUAUCCAGCAUUGAUAAUAUUUUCGUUUUUUUAAGUACGUGCAAUAGAAUACAUACUCUCAAACAAUACUAUGGGAUGCGUACGCUACACAAAACCAGUAAUUCAUUGUAUACCGUUUUGUUUCUGAAUGAAAGAAGGACGAUUUCAGACAGACACGAUUUCUUCGUAAUGUCUUGUGUAACGAAUUUAAGGUAGAGAAUAGUAACUGUGGAGUAAAUUUUUGCGGGAAAAAUGUUUGCGGUAAUUUUUAUUUGCGGGAACUUGUUUUUGCGGAUCGCUUAUAAAAAUCGCAAAAAUCACAAAACUUUCGUGCCACACGGUAGGUACAAAAUGUAGGCAUUAAUACAGUAGAUGGAAAAUGAUAGUCAGGUUGUUUGUAGUCUUGAAUAGGACUUACGGACAGUGACUGAUGACAAACUGUUCGAUGGUCAUCUUCCGAGUUAAAUGUGCGUGAAUAUAACUACCGCACGGGUUGUCAUUAGUCACUCUCCACUAGUCCUAUUCAGGACAACACCCACCCGGACAAUCAUAUCCCACCGACAUUUAUCAUAACUCCUGUGUUCAAACCACUCACUAAGACAAUGUAGAGAGUUAAUUCGCAUUUGUAUUAACUUGCUCGGUCGCUCAACUUGCCGACUUCCUUGACUAACUCGCUAACAUCUUUUCCCUGGGGUUUUUGGUAGGGGACACUCCCUUUCCGAAGUAGUUCAGGCAGCUGGUAUCAUUUAUCAGUGUGCGUGCUGCAGAGGAUAGUCGAAACUAGGGCUGGAAAACCCCCUCCAUCCCAAAUUCCUCAAGAAUCCCCCUUGGGCGUCUUUGAUUCUUCUUUGGUACCUGGGGGUACGCUGAGAAUAAAACCCACUAAAAUACUUCAACCUUUUGCGAAGACGUUCUCAACGGAACUUUCCAUAAUGUUAACUAGAGAGUAGAAGGGCGAGUUUACCAAAGUGGUAGGCGAGUUGCUACGUUGCAAAAACAAGUUACCAUGGUCACGUGUUUGUGGCAGGAAACUGUCUACUUGCCAUUUGGACUUUCAUGUUCUCCAAGCAACUUUCCAGGAGCCACUUUAAGGCCAUGUCUGAAGUAUUCUGCAGUCAACACUCUCUAAGACGGACGCCUUUGGGAUCGGUUCUAAGUGUCCGUUUUCGAGAGAUGUCCGUCGUAUUGAGAAUAAAGAUAGGCAGGGACCAACUCUAGUUUCCGUUUUAGAAAGGUGUCCGUCUUAUGUAGGUGUCGGGUGUAUUGUUUUUAAGUCAGUAGUUAAGAUACAUCUUAAUUUAAGGGAACCUCGUGAAUAUGGCACCAUGAACAAGUCUUAUAGGCAAAAUCUCAAAGCUGUUGCCCCUUGUUUAACUUCCACAUGCAAAGAUUCGUUUUCAACCGUGGCAGGAUUACCUCAGUCGGUAGAGCGCUUGACUGAAGAACGGGAGCUCCCGGGUUCGAUUCCCGGGAGCGGACCAACACUCAGGGUCUUAAAAUAACUGAGGAAAAUGAAGGUACUCCCUUUGCACUGCAAGCGGAUGGACGUACCUUUGCGUGGCUCGGAUGACCACGCAAAAUGGCGGCCCCAUCUCCAGUAGGAGACGUAAAAAUAAUGUCCGCAAUUAGUACUUUCGUGCUUAAUACAUUGACACUCAAAUAAAGCGCUUUUUUGAACUCGCAGUAAGAUGUUUUGUUUGCUAACCAUGUACAUUUUCUUCGUGGCUUUUAUAUUUUCCUCUCUCUCCCCUCCCUAAGGAAACGCCGUUCUAUGGUGCUACAGUUAAGAUCCAUGAGCCUGUAGGGGUGAUAGGCAUUGCUUGUCCUGACACGUGUCCCUUACUGGCCUUUGUGUCGCUACUGGCGCCUGCAGUCAUCCGAGGUAACACUGUUGUUAUCUCACCAAGUCAGAAACAUCCCAUGAUUGCUGUGGAUAUGUACCAGGUACCAAUCAUGUCCAUAUUCUGUGCGUUAGUACUGUUUUUUGAUCGUGGACCACUGAGUUCAAAAUUUUUCUGUGCUUUCAGGUGAUCAUAAUCGUUUUCUUCUUUAAUUAUGAGACCAUAAAUAAUAUGUUUAUUCGGCAACAAGAAGUUUAUUUUUUCCCGCGAUUAUCGAUUGAACAUAUUCUAUGAUCGAUUGUCGAUUAUAAUAAAUUUUUCGGCACACAAUUGUUGUGUAUGAAUACUCGAAUAAGCGCCCAUCCUAUGGCCUUAAGUUUGAAACAUGCCUCUUCUUACUCGACCUCUUUUCUUUUCAUAACCGACAAAGGCGGAGCACUAUGUUUUAAAAUCAUGUUUAAUCUUAAGCGGAGCAUUUUUUUUACGACCAUGUGGCUUUCUCGUUCACUGCAUCAUUGGGGAGCUUAACCAACAAGGACGACAGUAAAAACAUCACUAAACAUGAAUUUGCGUUCUUUCAAACUUUAUCGCGUCUAUUUGGACCCGCUCAAUUCGUCAAAUGUAGGCGACUUUUCCUGGAUUUAAAUUCUUAAGGACUUUAUCCAUGUUGAAAUAGAGAAAGGAAAAUUUGUCGUCGUAUGUCCACGUCCUCCAUAAAACGUCGCCUUGGGAGGUUUCACGUCGUAGUGGUGCAGUGGACGUCAAAGAAUUGUACUAAGAAGCGUGAUGCACGUGCAGAGCAGUUGUUUUGCUCAUAAAACCAAUUGUUUUUUGACGCUGUCGUCGUCGUCUUCGUCGUCGUCGUCGUCAUAGUUGCUUAAGCUCCCUAUUACAGUACAAGUAACACGCGGUCUAGCUCAUUCUGAAACAUCUCGUGGAUGGCCCGGCUCCAACACUGAAAAAAUGUCCCGGCAGAUGUUCAAAAUCUGAUCCUCAAAAUUUAACAAAGAAUGUUUGCCGUGGAUUUAUUAAAUUGGCUGGCAGUUUCAAUUGUUACUUCUAAUCCCGAUGGUAAGUGGCGAAAAGAAGGGCCGGAAUUACCAACACGUCUUCCAAUUUUUCAACUCAAAUUUGAACGCCGGAAAUAUUACCCUAUGCCUUAUAGGUGAUGUUACACGAAACGAUUCGCAACGAUGAUUUUUAGCGCAACACAGCGUUGCAUUGUUGGAGCAAUGUUGUAACCAUUCGAAACAAUGUCGCAACAAUGUUGCCACCCUGCGUUGCGCUUAAAAUCGUCGUUGCGAAUCGUCAAGUGUAACAUCACCUUAUGUCGAACCACGUUCAAACGACGGUGUUAGCGGUCCAUUUUGCCGCGCUUUUUGCGAUAACUGCGGAAUUUUAGGUUACAGUUUGUGUUAAAAUUUUUUACAGUGUCUCCGGCAAGGUUCGUUCGUUCGUUCAAUGCGGAACAUUGCAUAUUUUUUCUCGCUUCCUUUCUGUAGAUUUUUGACACAUCGGACUUGCCCGGUGGUGUUGUAAACAUCGUCACAGGGGACCGCGAUCACCUCACUAAAUACCUGUCCGAACAUCAGGACGUUCAAGCCAUGUGGUACUUUGGCUCAGCGGAGGGAAGCAAAUUUGUGGAGUGGUCAUCAGCGGUCAACGUGAAACGUACCUUUGUAAACUACGGUCAGAGCCGAGACUGGCUUGACAACUCUCAGGGGCAGGGUGAGGAGUUUUUGUUCCACUCUACCGAGUGCAAGAACGUAUGGCUUCCGAUGGGAGACAUCUUUGCCAAUUAGUCGGCUUGUGAGGUGACUGCCCACUUGGAUACGCAUGUCAGCUCAUUGCUGUAGUUACAACUGAGUUACAACUGAUUGAAUAAGGGUGUGAUUGAAAGCUGCUGAUGAUACGUAUGAUAACUCUCACAAGGCUUUUCUCGAACAAAAAGAAACGAGUAAGGGCUAGGGAGAGGAGGGAAAGUGGAAGUUUGAAGAGGAAAGAGGACAUAAAUAAUUUUCGGGAAUAGGCCACUUCCGAGUUCCAAAAACCCUCACUUUCAAAAUGAGGCCAAGUGCACAACCUUUCUGGUGAAAAUGAGUUUUACUUGCAUGAGAUUGAAAAACAUUUCCAUAUCAAAGGCUGAGCACUUAACCUCGUUUUGAUACAGAGGCCCGAGGGAACUCGGAAAUGACAUAUUUUUGUUUGCACGUGACGUCACGGCGGCCAUGUUGAUGAUCAAGAACUAAAGCAUCUCUCUCCUUUGACUAAACUCCAUUUUCAUGCAAAUUCUUCAUGAAAUAAUUCUGUUGUAUUGACCACCAACAUGGCUUCCUUGUCACGUGGUUGCAAACCAAGAAUAUCUUUUCCUAAUUCUGGACGGCUUAUGAUUCGAUCAUGAUAUUUACAGCUUCGAACUGAGUUAUUUUAAAACACGAGACGGGUUUCAGUAAAAAUAAAAAAUGGGCAAAGUAUCUGAUACUGGGGGGUGAUUUACAAGAAAAGCGCAUACCAAAAAUUGCAUUGUGCACGAUUUUUUUGCCCUCGCUUCUUUGCAUGAGAAAUUUCAUUCGUUCGCAGCGCUAAGUCGUCAAUGUUUUUCUUUCGUUUUUUAUGGUCUUUACUUUAAUAAUUUAUAAAAUGACCUAAUGCAAGUUGAUAUACUCGGGGAAUAGAAAAACUUUACAGUGAAAUAUCGAUUAUGAACUUCCCUGCAGCAUAUAUCUUUAUUUCCUAAUUGUUAUGUUGGUGUGUAUGAAAACUGUUGGUCACUAUACUUUCACUCGUUGGGUAAACACUCAGGUUACGACAACAUAAUCACUUUUUUUUUCAUUUGCUACUCACUGUAAAACUCAAAGCAUACAACCAAGGGGAUGUACUUUUUGUUGUAAAGUAGUACCUUUUUGGAUAAUGUGUUAUAAUUUGUGCAACUGUACAAAUUUUAAAAUAUGGUACUGUAGGGUAGUAAUUAACAUAAAUACUAAAUAAAUUGACUAGUUGUAGUAAAUUAACUGGUGUUCACAAGAAAAACGAAGGGAUAUUUCUCUACAGUCUUAAUCUUUGUAGUUAAGCCUGAAUGUUUAUGAUUAAAAUUAUUGAUACAGCGGAAACGACUGAAAUAAAUUGACUGAAAAAAACAACAACAUAG
Porites lobata is the source of this 15570-nucleotide messenger RNA. The record is from the annotation of a GenBank genome assembly. Lineage: Eukaryota; Metazoa; Cnidaria; Anthozoa; Scleractinia; Poritidae.